AUGUUUAAGGAGGAGACGACGAAUUGCAACAAUGUUCCACAAUCCGGUGUAGCAAUCAUCAUUGUUUGUAGAGAUAGAUGGAAACAACUGAAUAAUACAUUGUCCGCUCUGAUUCCAGUUCUCCAGAGACAACAUUUGUGUUAUCGAAUAUUUAUUAUUGAACAACAGGGUACUGGUAUUUUGAACAAAGCUCAGUUGAUGAACAUUGGUUUUAUUGAAGCACAUAAACGUUUCGAUUUCGACUGUGUUAUAUUUCAUGAUGCCGACUUAAUACCAUUGGAUGAUAGAAUACCACAUGGUUGUGAUGAAGAGAUGAUGGAGAGUGUGAUUCAUUUGAGUGUUGGAGUGAGUUCAUGGAAUUAUGUUUUACCUUACCAAUCAUUGAUCGGUGGUGUUUUGAAAAUAUCGACUUCACACUUUAUACAGGUUAAUGGUUAUUCGAAUAGUUAUUGGGGUUGGGGUGGAGAGGACGAUGAUUUGGAGAGGCGACUGAAAGCAUCAAAAAUUAUGUAUAAACACAUUGAAAAGUCAAUAGGCAGAUAUCUGGCUCAACCUCACACUAAACAGGUUCGAGCGAAUAGACGUUUAGUACUUGAUUCAUUAAAAAAUGCUGCCAGUCGUAUGUUCACUGAUGGGUUGAAUUCUGUAAAAUAUAAAGUUUCAGCCUAUUUUGAGAAGCAACACUACACACAUUUUUUAAUUACAUUAAAAUAAGUUUUUUUAAAGAGUCAAUUGCCUGUUUUUCUUACCCUUAAAUAUUUUAUAACCUAGUUCUUUACACUGUGAGACAAAACUAUUUUUAUAUUGAAUGAUACUUUCAUUUAAGUAUAGAAGUAAUCAAGAAAGAAAACACUGAUGUAGUCUCAAGUUCAACAUUGUUAUAUACACAGUCAAAUCUGUAUGAUAUUCACAAAUGCACAGAAAAUUACAUCCAUAUGUAGAUAACUUAGUAUCAUUGAUGGAUCGAAUAAAAGAAUUUCUAUUUGCUAUUCAUCAUAGCGAUUUGUACAUCAUUUACUUCUGUUGUCUAUGUGUUUACUUUUCGGUAUGUACUUUCUAACAAUAUUUCAAUUAAUUACUUAACCAUCUUUUGAAACAUUUAAUUAUAUAUCUAUACCCUAGUUACUUAACAAU
Molecule: messenger RNA, 1134 nt
Organism: Schistosoma curassoni
Lineage: Eukaryota; Metazoa; Platyhelminthes; Trematoda; Strigeidida; Schistosomatidae
Source: the annotation of a GenBank genome assembly